UCAAGGCUCCUACUGCCUAAACUGGCUGGAUCCCUCCCUGUUUCUUGGCUUUCUAGAAGACGACGUCUCUAAAGCCCCCUGAAGAACUCCAUUUGGUGACAAAGUGAGAAGUGCCAAAAUUUGUAAUUGACAUUUCUGAAAGCCUUGGCUUUCAGUCCUAUCCAGAAUAAUGGAUAUAAAGGACCGGAGACACCGUUCUCUGACCAGAGGUCGAUGCGGAAAGGAGUGUCGCUAUACAAGUUCAUCCCUGGACAGUGAGGACUGCCGAGUUCCUACCCAGAAGUCCUACAGCUCAAGUGAGACCCUGAAGGCCUAUGAUCAUGAAACCAGGAUGCACUACGGAAACCGAGUGUCUGACCUAGUUCAUAGGGAGUCAGAUGAGUUUCCAAGACAAGGAACUAACUUCACCCUUGCAGAACUAGGAAUCUGUGAGCCCUCCCCCCAUCGAAGUGGCUACUGUUCGGACAUAGGAAUACUUCAUCAAGGCUACUCCCUGGGCACAGGGUCUGACGCUGACUCAGAUACAGAGGGAGGAAUGUCUCCAGAGCAUGCUAUAAGAUUGUGGGGGAGAGGGAUAAAAUCCAGGCGCAGUUCCGGUCUGUCGAGUCGUGAAAACUCAGCCCUUACUCUGACUGACUCUGACAAUGAAAAUAAGUCAGAUGAUGAAAACGGUCGUCCCAUUCCACCUACAUCCUCGUCUAGCCUUCUUCCAUCUGCCCAGCUGCCUAGCUCCCAUAAUCCUCCACCCGUUAGCUGCCAGAUGCCAUUGCUAGACAGCAAUACCUCCCAUCAAAUCAUGGACACCAACCCCGAUGAAGAGUUCUCCCCUAACUCAUAUCUACUCAGAGCAUGUUCAGGGCCACAGCAAGCAUCCAGCAGUGGCCCACCAAACCACCAUAGCCAGUCAACUCUGAGGCCGCCUCUUCCACCUCCCCACAACCAUACGUUGUCCCACCACCACUCCUCUGCUAACUCCCUCAACAGGAACUCGCUGACCAAUCGGCGGAACCAGAUCCACGCACCAGCUCCAGCUCCAAAUGACCUGGCCACGACCCCCGAAUCCGUCCAGCUUCAGGACAGUUGGGUCCUCAAUAGCAAUGUGCCGCUGGAAACCAGGCAUUUCCUGUUUAAGACAUCUUCUGGAACAACUCCUUUGUUCAGCAGCUCCUCUCCUGGUUACCCUCUGACCUCAGGAACAGUUUACACCCCACCACCGAGGCUGCUGCCCAGGAAUACUUUCUCCAGAAAUGCUUUCAAACUGAAAAAACCAUCCAAGUACUGUAGCUGGAAAUGUGCUGCUCUGUCCGCCAUUGCUGCUGCUGUGCUCCUGGCUAUUCUCCUGGCUUACUUCAUAGCAAUGCAUCUGCUCGGACUCAAUUGGCAGCUACAGCCGACAGAUGGACACACCUUUAACAAUGGGAUAAGGACGGGAUUACCGGGAAAUGAUGAUGUGGCAACAAUGCCAUCUGGAGGCAAAGGGCCCUGGACAUCCAAGAACAGCAGCAUAGACAGCGGGGAAGCAGAAGUUGGCCGUCGGGUCACUCAGGAAGUGCCUCCAGGGGUAUUCUGGAGAUCUCAAAUUCAUAUCAGCCAGCCACAGUUCUUAAAGUUCAACAUCUCCUUGGGGAAGGAUGCUCUUUUUGGUGUUUAUAUACGAAGAGGACUUCCUCCAUCUCAUGCCCAGUAUGACUUCAUGGAGCGCUUGGAUGGGAAGGAGAAAUGGAGCGUGGUGGAGUCUCCCCGGGAACGACGAAGCAUCCAGACCCUUGUUCAGAAUGAAGCUGUGUUUGUCCAGUACUUAGAUGUGGGUCUGUGGCACCUCGCAUUCUACAAUGACGGCAAAGACAAAGAGACGGUUUCCUUCAACACAGUUAUUUUGGACUCAGUGCAGGAUUGUCCACGAAAUUGUCAUGGGAAUGGCGAGUGUGUGUCUGGAGUCUGUCACUGUUUUCCAGGAUUCCACGGAGCCGACUGCGCUAAAGCUGCCUGCCCAGUUCUCUGCAGCGGUAACGGACAGUACUCUAAAGGAACCUGCCUGUGCUACAGCGGCUGGAAGGGCCCCGAGUGCGAUGUACCCAUGAGUCAGUGUAUCGAUCCCUCCUGCGGAGGUCACGGCUCCUGCAUCGAAGGAAACUGUGUUUGCUCUGUUGGCUACAAAGGAGAGAACUGUGAGGAAGUUGACUGCUUAGACCCAACCUGUUCCAACCAUGGGGUCUGUGUGAAUGGAGAAUGCCUCUGUAGCCCCGGCUGGGGUGGUGUAAAUUGUGAACUUCCAAGAGCUCAGUGUCCAGAUCAGUGCAGUGGACAUGGUACCUACCUCGCGGACACAGGCCUCUGCAGUUGUGAUCCCAACUGGAUGGGUCCCGACUGCUCUGUCGAAGUGUGUUCUGUAGACUGUGGCACUCACGGCGUCUGCAUCGGCGGAGCCUGUCGCUGUGAAGAGGGAUGGACAGGGGUGGCCUGUGACCAGCGCGUUUGCCACCCUCGAUGCACAGAGCAUGGGACCUGUAAAGAUGGGAAAUGUGAAUGCCGAGAGGGCUGGAAUGGGGAACACUGCACCAUUGAUGGCUGCCCCGAUUUGUGCAAUGGCAAUGGGAGAUGCACACUCGGUCAGAACAGCUGGCAGUGUGUCUGCCAGACCGGCUGGAGAGGGCCUGGAUGCAAUGUUGCCAUGGAAACUUCCUGUGCUGAUAACAAGGAUAAUGAGGGAGACGGUCUGGUGGACUGCUUGGAUCCUGACUGCUGCCUCCAGUCAGCCUGUCAGAAUAGCCUGCUCUGCCGUGGGUCCCGAGAUCCCCUCGAUAUCAUCCAACAGGGACAGAACAGCUCACCAGCCGUCAAGUCCUUCUACGAUCGAAUCAAACUCCUCGUGGGCAAGGACAGCACUCACAUCAUUCCUGGAGAGAACCCUUUCAACAGCAGUCUGGUGUCUCUCAUCAGAGGCCAAGUGGUGACUACAGAUGGAACUCCCCUCGUCGGAGUCAAUGUGUCAUUUGUCAAGUAUCCAAAAUAUGGCUACACCAUCACUCGUCAGGAUGGCACGUUUGACCUCAUCGCCAAUGGUGGGGCCUCUCUCACUCUGCACUUUGAGCGGGCUCCCUUCAUGAGUCAGGAGAGGACAGUGUGGCUCCCCUGGAAUAGCUUCUAUGCCAUGGACACCCUCGUGAUGAAGACGGAGGAGAACUCCAUCCCCAGUUGUGACCUCAGUGGCUUUGUCCGGCCGGACCCAAUCAUCAUAAGCUCCCCACUGUCUACAUUCUUCAGUGCUGCACCUGGGCGGAAUCCCAUUGUUCCCGAGACUCAGGUUCUUCAUGAAGAAAUUGAGAUCCCCGGUACGAAUCUAAAGCUGUGCUACCUGAGCUCCCGCACUGCCGGAUACAAAUCCCUGCUGAAGAUUUCCAUGACCCAGUCUGUCGUGCCUCUGAGUCUGAUAAAAGUUCACCUGAUGGUCGCUGUGGAAGGACAUCUGUUUCAGAAGUCAUUCCAGGCUUCUCCCAAUUUGGCAUACACUUUUAUCUGGGAUAAGACGGAUGCUUAUGGCCAAAGAGUGUAUGGACUUUCAGAUGCCGUGGUCUCUGUAGGGUUUGAAUAUGAGACCUGCCCCAGCCUAAUUUUGUGGGAGAAGAGGACUGCGCUCCUGCAAGGCUUUGAACUGGAUCCUUCAAACCUGGGGGGAUGGUCCCUGGACAAACACCACGUUCUGAAUGUCAAGAGCGGGAUCCUCCACAAGGGCAAUGGAGAGAAUCAGUUUCUUACCCAACAGCCAGCUCUCAUCACCAGCAUCAUGGGAAAUGGGCGGCGGAGGAGCAUCUCCUGCCCGAGCUGCAAUGGCCUUGCCGAAGGGAACAAACUUCUUGCACCUGUGGCUCUCGCCGUGGGGAUCGACGGGAGCCUCUUUGUGGGGGAUUUUAAUUACAUCCGACGCAUCUUUCCCUCUAGAAAUGUCACGAGCAUUCUGGAGUUACGAAAUAAAGAGUUUAAACAUAGCAACAAUCCUGCCCAUAAGUAUUAUUUGGCAGUGGACCCUGUCUCUGGGUCACUCUAUGUGUCAGAUACCAACAGUCGGCGAAUUUAUCGAGUCAAGUCCCUGAUGGGAGCCAAAGAUCUGGCUGGAAACUCGGAGGUAGUGGCCGGGACCGGAGAGCAGUGCUUGCCCUUUGAUGAAGCCAGGUGUGGGGAUGGAGGGAAGGCCGUGGAUGCUACACUAAUGAGUCCUCGAGGUAUCGCAGUGGACAAGAAUGGGCUCAUGUACUUUGUGGAUGCCACUAUGAUUCGGAAGGUGGAUCAAAAUGGAAUCAUCUCUACCUUGCUGGGUUCCAAUGACCUCACAGCGGUCCGUCCCCUGAGCUGUGACUCGAGCAUGGACGUCGCCCAGGUGCGUUUGGAAUGGCCCACCGACCUCGCCAUCAACCCCAUGGACAACUCCUUGUAUGUGCUGGAGAACAAUGUCAUCUUGAGGGUGACCGAGAAUCACCAGGUCAGCAUUAUCGCGGGGCGGCCCAUGCACUGCCAGGUUCCCGGCAUCGACUACUCGCUCAGCAAACUGGCCAUCCACUCCGCCCUGGAAUCGGCCAGUGCCAUCGCUAUCUCCCAUACCGGCAUCCUCUACAUCACUGAGGCGGACGAGAAGAAGAUUAACCGUGUGCGCCAGGUCACCACCAACGGAGAGAUCUGCCUCUUAGCCGGGGCGGCCUCAGAGUGUGACUGCAAAAACGAUGUCAACUGCAACUGCUACUCUGGAGAUGACGCCUACGCUACGGACGCCAUCUUAAAUACCCCAUCCUCCUUAGCGGUGGCCCCCGACGGCACCAUCUACAUCGCUGACCUCGGAAAUAUCCGGAUCAGGGCCGUCAGCAAAAACAAGCCCAUCCUGAACCCUUUCAACCAGUAUGAAGCCGCCUCCCCGGGAGAGCAGGAGAUGUACGUGUUCAACGCGGACGGGAUUCACCAGUACACCCUCAGCCUGGUGACGGGAGAGUACCUGUACAACUUCUCCUACAACGCCGACAGCGACGUCACCGAGCUGGUCGACAGCAGCGGCAACUCACUGAAGAUCCGCAGGGACACCACCGGCCUGCCCCGCCACUUGCUGAUGCCCGACAACCAGAUCGUCACGCUGACCGUGGGCUCCAAUGGGGGCCUGAAAGUGGUUUCCAACCAGAACUUAGAACUCGGGCUGAUGACCUAUGAUGGAAACACUGGCCUCCUGGCCACCAAAAGUGAUGAAACGGGAUGGACGACGUUUUAUGACUACGACCACGAGGGCCGCCUGACCAACGUGACCCGCCCCACGGGGGUGGUAACUAGCCUGCACCGGGAGAUGGAGAAGUCCAUCACCAUCGACAUCGAGAACUCCAACCGUGACGAUGAUGUCACCGUUAUCACUAAUCUCUCCUCCGUGGAAGCCUCCUACACUGUCGUACAAGAUCAAGUGCGGAACAGCUACCAGCUCUGUAACAAUGGCACCCUGAGAGUGAUGUAUGCCAAUGGCAUGGGCAUCAGCUUCCACAGCGAGCCCCAUGUCCUCGCCGGCACUAUCACCCCCACCAUUGGGCGAUGCAACAUCUCUCUGCCCAUGGAGAACGGCCUGAAUUCCAUCGAGUGGCGCCUGAGGAAAGAACAGAUUAAAGGCAAAGUCACCAUAUUUGGCAGGAAGCUCCGGGUUCAUGGAAGAAACCUGCUGUCCAUUGACUACGACAGGAACAUCCGCACGGAGAAAAUCUACGACGAUCAUCGGAAAUUCACUCUGCGGAUAAUAUACGACCAACUGGGUCGUCCUUUCCUCUGGCUCCCCAGCAGCGGGCUGGCUGCUGUCAACGUCUCCUAUUUCUUCAAUGGUCGGCUGGCUGGCCUCCAGCGUGGCGCCAUGAGCGAGAGGACAGAUAUUGACAAACAAGGCAGGAUCAUCUCACGCAUGUUUGCCGACGGGAAGGUGUGGAGUUACACAUACCUCGAGAAAUCGAUGGUUCUCCUGCUACAGAGCCAGAGGCAGUACAUCUUCGAAUACGAUUCCUCCGACCGGCUCCAGGCGGUCACCAUGCCCAGCGUGGCCCGGCACAGUAUGUCCACUCACACCUCCAUAGGCUACAUAAGGAAUAUCUACAAUCCUCCCGAGAGCAACGCUUCGGUGAUCUUUGAUUUCAGCGACGACGGCAGGAUUUUAAAAACGUCCCUCUUGGGAACCGGGCGGCAAGUGUUCUACAAGUACGGGAAGCUCUCCAAGCUGUCUGAGAUCGUCUAUGACAGCACUGCGGUCACCUUUGGCUACGAUGAAACCACGGGGGUUUUGAAAAUGGUAAAUCUCCAGAGCGGUGGGUUUUCCUGUACCAUCCGCUACAGAAAAAUCGGCCCCCUCGUGGACAAGCAGAUCUACAGGUUCUCGGAAGAAGGCAUGGUCAAUGCCAGAUUCGAUUACACCUACCACGACAACAGCUUUCGGAUCGCGAGCAUCAAACCCGUCAUAAGCGAGACCCCUCUGCCGGUGGAUCUCUACCGCUAUGACGAGAUCUCGGGCAAGGUGGAACACUUCGGCAAGUUCGGCGUCAUCUACUACGACAUCAACCAAAUCAUCACCACUGCCGUGAUGACCCUGAGCAAGCACUUUGACACCCACGGGCGCAUUAAGGAGGUGCAGUAUGAGAUGUUCCGGUCCCUCAUGUACUGGAUGACGGUGCAGUACGACAGCAUGGGGAGGGUGACCAAGAGGGAACUGAAGCUGGGGCCCUACGCCAACACGACCAAGUACACUUACGAUUAUGAUGGGGACGGGCAGCUCCAGAGCGUGGCAGUGAACGACAGGCCCACGUGGCGCUAUAGCUACGACCUCAACGGGAACCUCCAUCUGCUGAACCCGGGGAACAGCGUGCGGCUCAUGCCCCUGCGCUAUGACCUCAGGGACAGGAUCACCCGCCUUGGGGACGUGCAGUACAGAAUCGACGACGACGGCUUCCUGAGCCAACGGGGCUCGGAUGUCUUUGAGUACAACUCGAAGGGUCUCUUGACCAGAGCGUACAACAAAGCCAGUGGGUGGACCGUUCAGUACCGGUACGAUGGUGUGGGAAGGAGGGCCUCCUGCAAAACCAACCUGGGCCAUCACCUGCAAUACUUCUACGCGGACCUCCACAACCCCACCCGCAUGACCCACGUCUACAACCAUUCCAACUCGGAGAUCACCUCGCUGUACUACGACCUGCAGGGCCAUCUCUUCGCCAUGGAGAGCAGCAGCGGGGAGGAGUACUACGUGGCCUCGGACAACACCGGCACCCCGUUGGCCGUGUUCAGCAUCAACGGCCUUAUGAUCAAACAGUUGCAGUACACGGCUUACGGAGAGAUCUACUACGACUCCAACCCCGACUUCCAGCUGGUCAUUGGCUUCCACGGGGGACUCUAUGACCCUCUGACCAAGCUGGUCCACUUCACUCAGCGAGACUAUGAUGUCCUGGCGGGGCGAUGGACUUCUCCAGAUUAUACCAUGUGGAGGAAUAUCGGGAAAGAGCCUGCCCCCUUCAACCUGUACAUGUUCAAGAGCAACAAUCCUCUGAGCAACGAAUUGGAUUUAAAGAACUAUGUGACAGAUGUGAAGAGCUGGCUUGUGAUGUUUGGAUUUCAGCUCAGCAACAUCAUCCCUGGCUUCCCGAGGGCCAAAAUGUAUUUUGUACCUCCCCCUUAUGAAUUGUCAGAGAGUCAAGCAAGUGAGAAUGGACAGCUCAUCACCGGCGUCCAGCAGACCACAGAGAGACACAAUCAGGCAUUCAUGGCCCUGGAGGGCCAGGUCAUCUCCAAACGCCUCCACGCCAGCGUCCGAGAGAAAGCCGGACACUGGUUUGCCACGACCACUCCCAUCAUUGGGAAAGGCAUUAUGUUCGCCAUCAAGGAAGGGCGCGUGACCACGGGCAUGUCCAGCAUCGCCAGCGAGGACAGCCGGAAAGUGGCCUCGGUGCUCAACAACGCCUACUACCUGGAGAAGAUGCACUACAGCAUCGAAGGCAAGGACACCCAUUACUUCGUCAAGAUCGGCUCCUCCGACGGUGACCUGGUCACCCUGGCCGUGACCAGCGGGCGGAAGGUGCUGGACAGUGGGGUGAACGUGACUGUAUCCCAGCCCACCCUGCUGGUCAACGGGAGGACUCGAAGGUUUACAAAUAUUGAGUUCCAGUACUCCACGCUGCUGCUCAACGUCCGCUACGGCCUCACCCCCGACACCUUCGAUGAAGAAAAGGCAAGAGUGCUCGACCAGGCCCGGCAGAGGGCCCUGGGGGUGGCCUGGGCCAAGGAGCAGCAGAGAGCCCGCGACGGCCGAGAGGGGAGCCGCUCGUGGACUGACGGCGAGAAGCAGCAGCUCCUGAGCGCGGGAAGGGUUCAAGGCUAUGAGGGAUACUAUGUACUUCCUGUGGAGCAAUACCCAGAGCUUGCAGACAGUAGCAGCAACAUCCAGUUUUUAAGACAGAAUGAAAUGGGAAAGAGGUAACAAAUUAAUCUGCUGCCAUCCUUGCAUGGAUGGCUCAGUAGACAUAACUGUUAUCUCCUCUCCUAAGGAGAUGAAGACCUAAACGGGGCACUAGGCUGAGCUGCUUUGGGAUAGCGAGUGGCAAGAAAGCUCACAUUUUUUGAGUUCAAAUGCUACUGUCCGAGAGAGACGUCCCACGUCUUGAAGUGGACUAAAGCCUGACUGAAAACUCACCAGAAAAUUUCUACUCAAGUUCCCCUAAAAUAUUACCCACUUGUUCUGGGUCCAAGGAAAAUUGACAAAAAAUUCAAAAGGAAAAAAAAAAUAAAGAAAUAAGGAAGGCCUCAUAUUAUAUUACCUCACUCCAUUCACACGUGAGAAAAACUUUGAGAAAUCUGCGAGGGCCAGCUUUACCAGACCAGCUGAUGAAAACCAUUCGGACUGCUUGUUUGAUAAAUACUCCAAAAGUUUUCAUUUAAGCAAACUACAGGUGCAUUUAAAACAUGACUUUGGGGUGAUUUGUGUGUAGCAACCGGGGUUGGGGGGGCGGGGAAAGUGAAAGAGUGAGCACUGGAAAUACUUUAAAAGAAAUAAAAAUACAAGGAAAAAAGAGAAAUUAACAUCAAAAACGAAAGAGAGGAGAUCAUAACGUCCUGCACUUGCUCUUGGGUUCCGCAUCUGCCGGACCCGAGCUAAUUUAUUCGAGGAGGGCAGAGUGUAAAGUUCAAUUCAAAAUGGUGGCUAUAAUCACUACAGAUAAAUUUCAUACUCUGUUUGUCUUUGAAGAUUCCAUUGUGGACAGUAUAACAGUUACAGGGUGUAGUCUGUUUAGAUUCAGUAGUUUGUUGGUAUCAGUUCCAGUAGAGGUGUGGGCAUAUUGUGUCACUCUUUUGCAAACGGGCACCACUUCAGAUCACCCUGUACAUACAUAAGCCGCAAGGCACGAUCACUGUUUCAGAUUUAAAAUUAUUAGUGUGUUUGUUUGGUCCAGAAACUGAGACAAUCACAUGGCAGUCACCACGAGGAGCGAAAAAAAAAAUAAAGUCUAUUAAGAACUUUGGUAAAAUAACUUUUUUGUAAUAUACAUGUAUGAAUUGUUCAUUGAGUUUUUAUAUUAAUUUUAAUUUGCUGCUAAGCAAAGACUAGGGACAGGCAAAGAUAAUUUAUGGCAAAGUGUUUAAAUUGUUUAUACAUAAAUAAAGUCUCUAAAACUCCUGUGGACAA
Ornithorhynchus anatinus (platypus) is the source of this 9670-nucleotide messenger RNA. It is a transcript of the gene TENM2, whose product is annotated as teneurin transmembrane protein 2. Gene Ontology annotation, cellular component: membrane; neuron projection. Gene Ontology annotation, biological process: neuron development; heterophilic cell-cell adhesion; signal transduction. The coding region runs from base 170 to 8467 and encodes 2765 amino acids. Gene Ontology annotation, molecular function: cell adhesion molecule binding; protein heterodimerization activity; protein homodimerization activity. Lineage: Eukaryota; Metazoa; Chordata; Mammalia; Monotremata; Ornithorhynchidae. The transcript has 30 exons. The record is from RefSeq and is a predicted model, not a curated record.